This is a messenger RNA of Harpia harpyja (harpy eagle), 397 nucleotides long. Its product is annotated as alveolar macrophage chemotactic factor-like. NCBI's taxonomy places the organism in Eukaryota, Metazoa, Chordata, Aves, Accipitriformes, Accipitridae. Gene Ontology annotation, biological process: chemokine-mediated signaling pathway; cellular response to lipopolysaccharide; antimicrobial humoral immune response mediated by antimicrobial peptide. The record is from RefSeq and is a predicted model, not a curated record. The transcript is spliced from 4 exons. Gene Ontology annotation, molecular function: chemokine activity; CXCR chemokine receptor binding. Gene Ontology annotation, cellular component: extracellular region. The coding region runs from base 9 to 353 and encodes 114 amino acids.
GGGCCGGCAUGGCUGCGUGGGUGGCCCUGCUCCUGGGGGUGCUGCUGGUGACCCACCGCCCCGGGGAUGCAGCUCUUCUGGAAGCCAACGGCAACCUGAGCUGCCGCUGUGCCAAGACUACCAGGGCCUUCAUCUCCCCGCGGAAAUACAGCAGCAUCGAGGUCUGGCCGGUGGGGAGCAGCUGCCGGCGCCUCGAGGUGGUGAUAAGGUUAAAAAGCCUGGAGAGGGUCUGCGUGGAUCCUGACACCCCUUGGGUGAAGAAACUCCUGCAGGACCUCCCCAACCUGAGGAAGAAAGAGCCUCCCCACAGAGGAAGCUGCCACCGACGGGACGGCCAGAUGUGCGGGGCCUGAAACUGGACCCCCCCCGUCUCUUCCCUCCAUCCCACUGUCGCCUU